AUGUCUCUGACAAGAGCCAUCCUGUCCCACACACGCCAACGCCCAAUACUUCACAAAGCCAUCAAACCAUCGAUUCUCAGACCACUCACCACCUCGCGCCCCUUCUACCGCGACGGCGACACAGGCGGCGUCCGCUCUGGCGGCGAAGCAGCAGGCGAUUCCUGGACAAGAAGAGAAAAAGCCGCAGAGAAUGUGUACAUCAAACAGAAAGAAAAGACACUCUUAAUGAUGUUGAGAGAGAAAAUCGCGGCUCAAGAGGCGAUUCUGGCGAAAGAUCGGGCAAUUUUGGCGGCGAUGGAGGACCAGUAUGGACAUGUGGUUGAGGAGAAGGCUGUUUGA
Cercospora beticola is the source of this 339-nucleotide messenger RNA. RefSeq lists its product as uncharacterized. Gene Ontology annotation, molecular function: ATPase inhibitor activity. The record is from RefSeq and is a predicted model, not a curated record. Gene Ontology annotation, biological process: negative regulation of ATP-dependent activity. Gene Ontology annotation, cellular component: mitochondrion. NCBI's taxonomy places the organism in Eukaryota, Fungi, Ascomycota, Dothideomycetes, Mycosphaerellales, Mycosphaerellaceae.